AAACAGAGUAAUUUGACCAUGGUCCUUUUAACGCCUUCAUCAAUUUAGGGCUUGUACGUGGCUUAGAAAAGGUGCCUUUUAUCAUGGAAAGUGGACCGGCGAAGACCUACGGCGGAGGCGCCGGCGGCAAGUUUCGAAAGCCUCCGGCGAGAAAGCCGCCGUCGACACCUUACGAUCGGCCGCAGGUUAAUCAAACGACCGGAGAGCGGUCACGUGGCUGGCUAUCGAAGCUUGUUAGUCCGGCUCAUUACCUAAUUUCUAGAGGCGCCACUAAAUUGAUGCCGGCGUUUUUUUCCAAUUCAGUCGCUGAUGCGUUAGAUCCCGGUAAUGAUGAAACUGAAUUGGUGGCGAAUCCUGAAAAUGAUGAGUACCAUUCUCCUGAUCCUGAGAUUUACAGGUCCCAAAGUGAGGCAGGGCCUAGCAGGCCUGCUGAUAGUUUGGAGAAAAAUUCAUCCUCUUUGGAACUUGAACAAGAUAACAGGAAGAAGUCUAAUGGUGAUUCUGAGUUAUCCAAGAUUGAGCAAUUAAUAAAAGGAAAAUUGUUUUCUAGGGAUGAAAUUAGUAGAUUGACGGACAUAUUAAAUUCUAAUGUCUCUUCUGAUGUUGAACGGGAAACAAAAAAGCCAAGUUUGACUGCAGAAGGUGAAGCCAAAAUGAAGGUUUCUUUUGCACCAGAAUAUCGCAUGAUCACAACCGAAAUUAAAGAUGAUGUCAACAGAAAUGUUUUGAGGGUCUCAUCUCCUCUUAAAGAAUCAAAUAUCCAAAACAAUGUCAAUGCUUCCCCAAUUGAUAUCGCAAAAGCCUAUAUGAGAACUCAUACUACGGAAUUGGUCCCUAGUGCUUAUAGCACCAUGUCUAAAUCUGAGAGAGCUCUAUACAGAGGUGAUGAUAUACAGGCAAAUUUUUUAAAUCCACAAGUACCCCAACCUUCUUCCAGGCCAUCAAAGGGACCCAUUGUACCAGAUCAGCAUGGUUAUGCAACUCCGUUAGGUCAAAGAGGUUCAUUUGGGCUUCAGAAAUUCGCAAGAACUCCAUAUUCUAGAACCAUCUAUUCCAAUUCUGAGUCUAGACCCAAGCUGACACAACAAACUGAUAGAAGGCCUCUUAAUAUUUCACCAAGUCCCUUCAAGCAGUCCCGAACUCCCAUUUUUGGUCAUUCUCGAACUCCCAUUUUUGGAAAGGUUAAAUCAAGGACUGAUGAUGAUAGUGGAUAUGGAACUGGGGGAGCUAUCCGUCGCAUACGUAGUAAGUUUGCUUCAGAAACUCCAGGCAGAGGAUCUGCUUCUCUGUAUUCCGUGAAGAAUGUUCCUUCACCGGUGAAAGAAUCGAAUGCUUCAAAAGUAUUCUUUUCAAAAGAGAAGAAUAUGGAAUUUAUUGGAACCAGUGGGGCUGCAAACAACCAGCCAGUAGAAUCUCUGGAAUAUGGCUCUAAAGAGGGACUACCAACAUCAAGUCCACAAUCUAGUCCAGUGGCUAGAGGAAUAUUGGAACACCUUGCAAACAAACCAACACCUAAUGAUAUUGCAGCUGAACUUAAAUAUGCAUCUGCAUGGAAGACUUCUCCUAAAAAGAAUGAUGUGUUGCAAACUGAAAUUACUAGUUCAACUCAGUUAAGUGGGAGUGCCAACUUGAGGAACAACUCAAAUUGCCUUACAUUUUCCGCCGAAGGUUCUGAUGGAAAAUAUCUGACAAGUAGAGAAAAAUCUCAGGAGAGUGAUGCUCUCAAUGCUAUAACCAUGAAGUCUAAAGUAAAUGGUGAUAGUAAUGGUACCAAUAGUACCAUCGCAGAGCCUAUGUUCGGCAUAAAAAACGUUUCCGAUUUUCAAAGCAAGAGAACACACGAGAAUGCUGUCUUGGAUGCCAGAAGGAAAGAUCAAGACACAAAUUCUUGGCCCUUCCAUAAACAAGUCAACGGGAAGGAUAUUAUGCAGAAGACAAAUCAUGCAGAAGGAUCCAAGUUGCUAGAUAAGCAGCCAUAUAUCUUUUCAGGAGCGAAGCGGACCUUGAAGUCCAUCUCUGUCGAGAAGAAGGGUGGCCUGGGAUUCACUUUUCCAGUUUCUGCACCUGGCUUACUAUCGGAACCUCCUACUCCUUCAAUCUUUCCAACCUUUUCAUCAGCCGACAUGCCUCAGGCUACAGAAGAUUCCACAUUACCUUCUUAUACUUUUGGUACCAAGCGUUCCACCCCUCGCCUUGAUUUUUCCUCUUUCCCUUCUACAAGCAGCUUCUCUACUGACGAUACGGCAUCAGAGAUCAAGUUCAGUUUUGGAUCUGAGAAAAAUACUAGGGUUUCUUUUAAUUUAGUGGGGAAGGAUCCAAUCUCCUACUCCUUGCUAUGAUAUGACAGGUGUUGUAAUUUUUAUUAUUUUUCUUUUAAUAGGAAUAAUUUUUGACAAUAGUUGUGGUAAUAUCAUGUUAUGACCAAGUAUUAUAGCUACAUUUUCAAACAAUUUGUAAUGUCGCUUUAGAGUGUUAUGUAUGUUGGCAACAACUGUAUGUUCCAUUUUUA
Molecule: messenger RNA, 2509 nt
Organism: Daucus carota subsp. sativus
Lineage: Eukaryota; Viridiplantae; Streptophyta; Magnoliopsida; Apiales; Apiaceae
Product: nuclear pore complex protein NUP1
Exons: 8
Coding region: 84-2339 (751 amino acids)
Biological process (GO): nuclear membrane organization
Cellular component (GO): nuclear envelope
Source: RefSeq, a predicted model, not a curated record